AUGAGAGACCAGGAGAACCCACAAAGCAGCAUGAACCUGGUUUUGGGCACCUUCCUGCUGUUCCUGAUGCUGCCAGACAUUGCCAGAGGACAGGACAGAUGUGCCAGUGAGUGGUCCCCUAUCCCUACCCUCGCCCCCAGCACACACCCAGUGCCAUGGUGCCCAGCAGCCAUCCUGCUUCUCCCCCCAGAGCUGGUUCGAGGUGACGAAUACCACCAGUGCUGCAACAUGACAGUGGAACAGAUCAAACAAAGUGACAGGAUCCACAGCUUCAACUUCACCUGGAGCUGCUCGGAGCUGUGGCGCUCUGUCAGCCCUGCUUGUGCCUGCCUGCGGGAACACUCGCUCAGGUAGCAGCAGGGACAGCCAUGGAGGGGUCUGGGGGCUCAGCCCCCACAUCCACCGGUCCCACAGCCCCUGUCCUACAGGGCGCUGCAGUCGGGGCUGCACAGUUGGCCGGUCUGGCUGAAGUCACUGCUCCUGAAUGUCAGCAAGCCUGUCAGCCGUGAUGUCCUCAUCAGCUUUUCCCCCACAGAGGUCCCCAGCAUGAUGAACAUCACAGAGGAGAAAGCUGGCAAAAUCCAUCUUCCCAGGGAGAUAUUUUGGUCCCUGAGUAGACAGAUAGUGCGUGUGGUGGUGACAGUCCUCAACAUCCAGCAGCUUGGCAUGUUCAAGGAAGUCAACCAGACAGGGCAGGUCUUGGACAACACUGUGGUGGGCAUCAUAGUGGGAGAGACCAGCAUCUCUGGGCUGCAGAACCCCGUGCAGGUCACCUUCACCCACAGGAAGCUGCCCCAGGGUGUCACCCCACAAUGUGUCUUCUGGGAUGCCAGCAAAGGGCAGGCAGGAGGCUGGAGCAGCAGUGGAUGUGUCACACAGCCUGUGGACAAGGGGACAGUCUGCUCCUGUGACCAUCUCACCUUCUUCGCCCUCCUCCUGAACCCAGCUCUGGAUGGCUCCACAGCACAAGCCUUGAUGGCUGUUGCCACUGCUGGCUGUGGGGUAGCCGUGGUUUUCUCCAUCUUCACCAUAGCCUUCUGCAUCUUCAUAAGGUGCAGAUUCAGGUUUGAGGAAACCCUUCGCAUCAACCUGGGGCUGCACAUGAACCUCGUGAGCAGCCUGCUCCUCCUCAACCUGGUCUUCCUGCUCAACAGUGGGCUCUCUGGUGGGACCCAGCCAGGGACCUGUAAGGUCCUGGGGGGGCUCACCCACUACUGCCUGCUCUGCUGCUUCACCUGGAUGGCGCUGGAGGGCUGUCAGCUCUACCUCCUCUUUGUCAAGGUCCUUGGCACCUACAUCCACCACUACCUGGCGAAGCUGUGCCUGCUUGGCUGGGGCUUCCCUGUUCUUGUGGUGGGGGUAGCAGGAGUUAUUGGCAGCUAUGGAGAAUACAGCAUCCAGACCACGGACCACCAGGUCAUAGCCCACCUGUGCUGGAUCACUUCCAAACAUGUCCUGGUCCACUAUAUCACUAACUGCAGCUACUUUGGCCUCAUCUUCCUCUUCAACACGGCUGUCUUCGGGGUCGUGACCCAGAAGAGCUGCAGCUUGCAGAGAACAAGCGCAGUGCAGGGAGACUACAAGCCCUGGAAGGUGACCCUGGUGGCAGCAGGGCUCUUCUCUCUGCUGGGAGCCACCUGGGCCCUCGCAUUCCUCAGCUACGGCACCUCCUCUGCCCCUGUGCUCUACCUCUUCACCAUCCUCAACUCUCUCCAAGGAAUAUUCAUAUUCAUCUGGCUGGUUGUCCUCUACUACCCAAAGACAAAGGAGACCACUGGCUCCCUCUCCCACAUCAUCAGACAUGACAAUACUAACCCUGUCUCCCAGGAAUAG
Messenger RNA from Acanthisitta chloris (rifleman), 1833 nucleotides. RefSeq names its product G protein-coupled receptor 97 (gene ADGRG3). Gene Ontology annotation, molecular function: G protein-coupled receptor activity. Lineage: Eukaryota; Metazoa; Chordata; Aves; Passeriformes; Acanthisittidae. Gene Ontology annotation, biological process: adenylate cyclase-activating G protein-coupled receptor signaling pathway; cell surface receptor signaling pathway. The record is from RefSeq and is a predicted model, not a curated record. Gene Ontology annotation, cellular component: membrane.